This is a messenger RNA of Lucilia sericata (common green bottle fly), 3393 nucleotides long. It is a transcript of the gene Atg4b, whose product is annotated as cysteine protease ATG4C. Gene Ontology annotation, molecular function: protein-phosphatidylethanolamide deconjugating activity. Lineage: Eukaryota; Metazoa; Arthropoda; Insecta; Diptera; Calliphoridae. The record is from RefSeq and is a predicted model, not a curated record. The transcript has 7 exons. The coding region runs from base 292 to 2256 and encodes 654 amino acids.
AAAAAGAAUAAAGAAAAAAAUUUACGUUUAGAACUACUAUAUGUGCAAUAAAUAAUAUUUUUUGCAUUCAUUAUUAUUCUUUUGUUGAAUAAUUAAGAAAAAUCUAAUAAAUAUAUACAAAAUAAAUAACUAUUGAACGCGAAAUUGGGAAUAAAAACAAAACCAAUUAUUAAUAUCUAUAUAAACAAAACACACUAAAUGUAAUCAUUAUAAAUAAUAGCAAGAUAAGAAAAAUUGAAAAUUAUUCACAUAUUAAAUAGAAGAAAAGAAAGAAAAAUCUUAUCAACAUAAAUGAUGAACUAUGAUGGUUUAUUGUCGCAGUUAACGGAAGAGAAAUUGAACUUGUUUCAAGGCGGCCCAACUGUGGGCACAACAACUGCAGCUAAUAUCAUACCAGUAGAGGAGGGUGCCAUCGAAGAGGAACAGGCCGCUACUAUACAAUGUGUUAGAAGGCCUCCAGCGGGAGCAAAUGCCAGUAAAUCAGAAGUCUCAACACCCCAGAGGAAAAUAUCGACUUCUUCGCGCUUUAUCAAUGCUUUCCAACAGCUUUAUACCACGUCCAGUGGCUCCUGUGUCAAUAAUGCCACAGAGAGUGAUGAUAACGAUGGCAACACUGCUUCUUCUACUUCGACCUCAACACCAGCUGCUGGUAGAACACCCACCAAAGGUAUGGAGUCGAAAUUGCUUACCAUGUGGCACAACGUUAAGUAUGGCUGGAGUGGAAAAUUGAAAUCAAACUUCUCCAAAGAACAACCUGUCUGGUUGUUGGGCAGAUGCUAUCACCGUAAGGCUACACCAUCUUCUUCCAUGGAAACUUCAGCCGAAUUGAGUAAUAAUCCGGGACAAGACAAUAGUAUCAUAUCGAGUGCCUAUGAUACAAUACAGCAAGUCAACUCAGAAAACAUAAUGACUCCGAAUAGUAAUACGGUACCAUUGUAUCCUGUCUUAAAUCCUCAACAGGUAGAGGAGAUAGUUGUGCCACAGGAAUUAGCUAUGGAUGCUACAGAGAAUCAGGUUGGGGAUAACCCUUGGGAGGAGGGUAUUGAGGGAUUUAAGCGUGAUUUCUACAGUCGUAUUUGGAUGACAUAUCGUCGAGAGUUUCCGCUAAUGAAUGGUUCAAAUUACACUUCAGACUGUGGCUGGGGCUGUAUGUUGCGCAGUGGUCAGAUGUUAUUGGCUCAAGCAUUAAUUUGCCACUUUUUAGGACGCAGUUGGCGCUAUGAUUCAGAAUCACAAUUGCAUUCGACCUAUGAGGAUAAUAUGCAUAAAAAGAUUAUUAAAUGGUUUGGAGAUAGUUCCUCCAAAAGUUCACCCUUCUCUAUACACACAUUAGUUGGUUUGGGGGAAAAAAUGGGUAAAAAACCGGGUGAUUGGUAUGGACCAGCUUCGGUGUCAUAUUUAUUAAGACAAUCCUUAAAAAAUGCUGCUCAAGAAAAUGCUGAUUUUGAUAAUCUGGUUAUUUAUGUGGCCAAGGAUUGUACAAUUUAUAUUGGAGACAUUGAAUCGGAAUGUUGCAUACCCGAGCCUACACCCAAACCUCAUGUACCUUGGCGUAAACCUGAAACUCCUAAAUCAUUAGAAGCUAAACAAAAUUGGAAAUCAUUGAUUGUAUUGAUACCAUUACGCUUGGGUACCGAGAAAUUAAAUCCAGUAUAUGCUCAUUGUUUGAAAUUGUUGCUCAGCACUGAAUAUUGUAUUGGCAUAAUAGGUGGUCGACCAAAACACUCUUUAUAUUUUGUAGGAUUUCAGGAGGAUAAAUUAAUACAUUUGGAUCCUCAUUAUUGUCAGGAAAUGGUGGACGUUAAUCAAGAGAAUUUCCCCUUACACUCAUUCCACUGCAAGUCACCCAGAAAACUUAAAACGAAUAAAAUGGAUCCAAGUUGCUGUAUUGGUUUCUACUGUCAGACUAAAACAGAUUUUGAUAAUUUUGUCGAAUCCGUGCAAAUGUAUCUUCAUCCCAUGCGUUGCGCAUCUGGCAGUCUAGAGAAACAGCCUUCUGUCAUCACCCAACAUCAACAACAAAUGCCUUCAAGUUUGACCAAUAGUUUUACGGAAACUUCAUCACAAUUUGCCGAAAUGAAUUAUCCCUUAUUUUCUUUCUCUAGAGGACGUUGUUUGCAACAUGAAAGUCAAAAUGAAAUGAGCGAUUCUCUAUAUAAACCUUUACAAAAACAACUACAACAAAUCAACAAUGAUUCUUUGACACCAGCAAGCAAUGAUGAUGAUAGUGAAACAGAGGAAUUUGUUUUACUUUAAAGAAUUAUUAUUAUAAUUUUCUUAUAUUUGUUAGCAAGCUUUUACUUUGUGCCUGCUUAUCACAAAACAAAAAAUACUACAUAUAUAAUAUAUCUCUAUCAGCACUAUUCUACGUAAAAGAGCUUCACUUGAAAUCACAAAGACGUCAGGCUAUGCUCUCCAAAUAUAUAUUAAGGAAAAUUUUCUAGACCCUAUUAUGGAAUAACGUUUCCCGUGUUCUUUGGUAAUCAAAAAAGUAAAGUCAACUUUUGGAAUAGUUCAAAAAUAUCUCAUGCCAUUAUAUUAUAUAUACUAUAUACAUUACAAAAAAAGAAAACAAAACUUUUUUUGUGUUACAUGCGUAUCUCAAAAUUUUAAGACUUAUUUAUUAAUUUUUUUUUUUAUAUCUAAUGCAGAACUUUGCUUCAGUGAAUCCUUUUUUAAACAAUGCAAUGUCAAAUGUUUAUUUGUAUUAUUAUUUUUAUUCAUAUAUUUUUGACGCAUUGUGUUUAUCUAACUAACGUCUUUUAUACAUUUUAUUUUUCACAUUUAACUUUAUUCUUAUCGGAAAUACGUACAUACAUACAUACUAUACUACAAAUUAUAUAUCUAUGAAAAGUGUUUAUUUUAAUUUAUUUGUAGUUUUAAGUUUACUCUACUAUAGUAGCAUAGUGUAUAGAAAAGAAUGAUUUAUUUAUAUUGUUUGUCAAUGUCAUUCAUUUGGUAACUAUCUAUUUAAAUUAGUCUUUUAUUUAUUUGUUAAGGUGCAAAUAUUAAAAUCAAUAAAAAGAAAAACUAACCAACAUACAAAAAUAUAAUGGAAAAAGAAACAAACAAAACACAUUCAAAAUAUUUAUAUAAGUUAUCAUUUUUAAAUUACUCGUACCUUAUUAUCUAAUUUAUAAUUGACAAACAAAUUCUUUUUAUUUAUAAAAUUAUUGAUGAAUGCCUUGUCUAUUUUGUUUUUAAUUUUCAUAAUUAUAUUUUAAGCCUUUAUUUUGCCGUUACAUUUGUGCCACAUUCACUAUUUUUAUUUUCUUUGUUUUUUAUGUGGGUACAGAUAUUUUAUUUGUAUUGUAUUUAAGAAUCAAUCAUUUAUUUAACAUUAAACCAUUUCCAUUUAAUUAUAUUUGAAAUAAAUAUUAAAUAAUUGUGAAG